Xenopus tropicalis (tropical clawed frog) is the source of this 3315-nucleotide messenger RNA. RefSeq names its product androgen-induced 1 (gene aig1). The record is from RefSeq and is marked provisional. NCBI's taxonomy places the organism in Eukaryota, Metazoa, Chordata, Amphibia, Anura, Pipidae. Gene Ontology annotation, cellular component: membrane; endomembrane system.
GAUUGACACCCGCGUAUCCCUAUCCUCCUUCUCAGGAUACAUGAUUCUAGCCUACUGUCAAAUAGUAAUAAGUAGUGCCACAGGCCGCAUUCUAGCAGGGUGGGGGAGGUGUGAAGAGAGCUGGCUCCUUCUGUCCCGUUCACUCUGAUGCUGAAAUGGCGCUUAUCCCAUGCCAGGUAUUGCGGGCCGCCAUCCUGCUCUCCUACCUGUCGGUGCUGUGCCACUACAAGGCCAUAGAGAUGCCAGCGCAUCAGACCUAUGGGGGCAGCUGGAAAUUCCUCACAUUCAUUGACCUGGUCAUCCAGGCUGUCUUCUUUGGGAUCUGUGUGCUGUCUGACCUCUCUAGUCUUCUAACAAAGGGAAGUGACAACCAGGAACAAGAAAGGCAGUUAAAGAAGCUGAUCUCCCUGCGGGACUGGGUGAUGGCUGUAUUAGCCUUCCCUGUAGGAGUUUUUGUUGUGACAAUGUUCUGGAUCCUAUACAUAUAUGACAGAGAACUUGUUUAUCCAAAGUUGCUGGAUAACUUCAUCCCUCCAUGGUUAAAUCAUGGAAUGCAUACUACAGUUUUGCCUUUCAUUUUAAUUGAGAUGAGGACUACACAUCAUCAGUAUCCAAGUAGGACUUGUGGCAUUGUUACAGUCUGUUUGUUUUCCAUCUGCUAUAUAUUAUGGGUGUGUUGGGUUCACCAUAUGACAGGAAUGUGGGUGUACCCCCUUCUGGAGUACAUCAGUCCAGGAGCAAAAAUUGUCUUCUUUAUCAUAGUGACUGUUGUUAUUAACAUGUUUUAUAUUCUGGGAGAGAAACUGAACAACUUCAUUUGGGAAGCAGAAAAAUGUGAUGCACUAAGAGAUAAAAGACCAAAGAUGGACUGAAGCACGUAAGAAUAAACUGAAAGAAAUUAUGCUAAUCUCAAGAAUUGGAAAUGCCAAGAGUGUGUGUCUUAUCUAUUACAAAAAUAAGAAGAUUCUUUUUCUCAAACUGUUUUGUUCAGCCCUUUACUACAAAGAAGCACCAUAGAAAGAGAGCAACACAUAAGCAACAACAAGUGAAUAGUGCUGCUGUACUUCUUCACCCAUACAAUAAUCAUAUGCUAUCACAGAUACAUAAUUUCUAUAUUGGCAAGCCACCUAAAUAGCCUAAGUAACAUUUACUCUUACUGUUUCUAUUUAUAAAAUAGUGUAAAAAAUAGCAAAGGUGAAUAAAUACUUUCGGAACUGUCAAAAAUAAAUAUAAAUAUAUUUUUUUUUCACAAACAUACCUUAUUACACAGACUGAAAGUAAACCAUGAUAGUCUGCCUGGCUCACAGUGACCAUUUUCCCCAUGCUUUUAGGCUUACAAAGUGACCCAACACUUCCCUCACCAUGUUCCAUUUUGAAGCGAUGGAAAAGAGGCGCUUGCGAGGGGACAUGAUUACUCUGUACAAGUACAUUAGAGGGGAUUAUAGGCAGUUGGGGGAUGUUCUUUUUUCCCAUAAAAACAAUCAACGCACCAGAGGUCACCCCUUUAGAUUAGAGGAACGGAGCUUCCAUUUGAAGCAGCGUAGGUGGUUUUUCACGGUGAGGGCAGUGAGGUUGUGGAAUGCCCUUCCUAGUGAUGUGGUAAUGGCAGAUUCUGUUAAUGCCUUUAAGAGGGGCCUGGAUGAGUUCUUGAUCAAUCAGAAUAUCCAAGGCUAUUGUGAUACUAAUAUCUACAGUUAGUAUUAGUGGUUGUAUUUAUAGUUUAUGUAUGUGAGUGUAUAGAUUGGUAGGUGUGGGUUAGGUGUGCUGGGUUUACUUGGAUGGGUUGAACUUGAUGGACACUGGUCUUUUUUCAACCGUAUGUAACUAUGUAACUAUGUAAUUCUAGAACUUGAAGGCCCUCUGCUAAAGAAUCUAUGCACAACCCAGUAUGGAAAGCAGAAUGUCUCUUCACGGUGGAACAAGGCAGGGAGGGGCUGCAAUACGCAGUACGACUAAGGGGGGUGGGGGGGGGGUUGGACACCAUGUAUUAUUAAGUAUUAUGGUUUGUUUUUAAUCUGUAAAAUCAGGUAUGUCUGUGUAACAAACAUUUGUAUUUUUGAAAGUUUAUAGUGUUUAUGCACUUUUUCUACAAUUGCACAUUUGGGUAUAUAUAUAUAUGUGUUCGUUGCUCACACUUGCAUUCAGUUCAUGUUUUUUCUGGUUUCUCAGAAAAAACGAAGGUGAUCUUUUUUAUGCUCUAAGGCUGAUGCCACACCAGGCAUAUGGCGUAUAUUUUCGGCAAGCAGAAAAAACGAAAAUAUGCACCAUACCCACCAUAUGUGCCCUACCUGUGCCUGCAUGAAUAAGAUACGCUCAGGUGCAGGCCCAUGUAGCUGAUAUCCGCAUAAAAGCGCAAGAGAAUGCAAAGUAUUUUGGCUACAUGUGCCUGCAUCCGAGUGUAUCUCAUUCAUUCGAGUGCAGACACAGGUAGGAGCCUAUGCCACACCAAGCGUAUGGCAUAUAUUUUCGGCAAGCGAAAAAAUGCUUACCGAAAAUAUCACCCAUACACAUAGGGGGAGAUUUACUAAUCCAUGAACAGUCUGAAGGCGUCCGAAUGCAUUUUUUCGUAAUGAUCUGUAUUUUUGCGACUUUUUCGUCGCCGCGCGACUUUUUCGUAUGUCCCGUGAUUUUUUCGUUGCCGGCGCGACUUUUUAGUAUAUUUUCCACUACUUUUUCGUCGCUGUCGCAAAAAUAUCAGAUUGUUUUUUCCGCCGCUUACUAUAUUUCAAUACGAAAAAAUCGAGACAACGACGAAAUAGUCACGCAAAAUACGAUAAAGUUGCGACGGCGACUAAAAAGUCGCGAAAAAUCAUGACGGCGAUGAAAAAGUCGCAAAAUUUUCGUUUUCAAUACGAUUUUUUCCCUUUUGGGAUUCGGAUUCGUGGUCUAGUAAAUCUGCCCCUUGGUGUGGCAUCAGCCUAAGAAUGGUAAAAUCAUACAGAUCAGCUGCAAUGGGUAAUCAAAUUUCUCUGCUCAAGACACUGUAGAAUAAAUCACUUCAUUUCAUCAUAAAAUAAUUUGAAGGAGGAAUGCAGAAAGCUGUCAAUUUGUAAAAAAAAACCUGCAUUACUGUGAAUUCUACCUAUUAAUGCACUAUUCAGAUGCCUUCUAUUUUAUUCUCUUGCAGUAUGAUAAGAGUAAUCCCAUUUACAAAUAGACAACUUAAAGUACACUGUACUUUCCUUUGUUUACUAUAAAUAGUUUGGUUUUUAUCUUUUGAGAUGUUACAAAUUAUGGUAUACCUCUUAUUGUAUAUGAUCUUUUAUUAAUGUGAUCAUAAGUGUAUAUUUACGAAUAAAAAUGACCACUUCCGUU